Molecule: messenger RNA, 6494 nt
Organism: Quercus robur (English oak)
Lineage: Eukaryota; Viridiplantae; Streptophyta; Magnoliopsida; Fagales; Fagaceae
Product: disease resistance protein RML1B-like
Exons: 10
Coding region: 264-3914 (1216 amino acids)
Biological process (GO): signal transduction; defense response
Molecular function (GO): ADP binding
Source: RefSeq, a predicted model, not a curated record
CGUUUGGGCCACCAACUCUCACCACUAGUAUUUUCAUAAUAGACUAACAUAGUCUUAUGACCGCACAAUCACAGGAACUCAACUAACAUUCAAUUCCUUUACUUUGCCAUUCCCAUAUACUCUCUCUCUCUCUCUCUCUCUCUCUCUCUCUCUCUCUCUAAAAUCCAUUCAGAAAAUUCUCACUUAAACUCUUACAAUUCCAAUUUCAUCACUUAAACUCUCCUCUUCCUUUUGAAUCUAUUCUACUGUCUAUCCAAAUCACCAUGGCUUUUCCAAUCAACAAAGGAGACUCUUCUUCCUAUUUCACCCACCAGUGUAGAUAUGAUGUAUUUGUGAGUUUUGGAGGUAAGGAUACCCGCAAUAAUUUUACGAAUAUUUUGAGAGGCAUUUUGAAUCAUCAUGGUAUCAACAUCUUCCUUGAUGACGAGGACUUAAGGAGUAAAAAAAUUUUAGACAAACUUUUCGAAGCCAUUGAAAGUUCAAGAAUUUCAAUCAUUGUGUUCUCUGAAAACUACGCAUUUUCCACUUGGUGUUUGAAAGAACUUGUCAAAAUUCUUGAGUGUGUAAAGAAAGGCCAAAUUGUGCUACCAAUUUUUUAUAUGGUGGAUCCAUCAGAAGUACGUAACCAAAAGGGAAAGUUUGGAGAAGCUUUGACAAAACAUGAAACAGAGUGCAAGGAUAAAAUGGAAGUGCAAAAAUGGAGGAUAGCUCUACAUGAAGCCGGUAAUAUAGGUGGAUGGCAUUGCACAAAAGACCACCCUCAAUUUACUCUUAUCAAAGAAGUUUUUGAAGUGAUCUCAAGAGUUAAAUUAAAUUAUACGAAAAUAUCUGAUGUUAAAUACCCUGUUGGAAUAGAUUCUCGUGUGGAGGAUAUAAAUUGUCUUUUAGAUAUUGAUUCAAAUGAUGUGUGUAUGGUAGUGAUUCAUGGCCUUCCUGGAAUAGGUAAGACAACAAUUGCCAAAGCUAUUUAUGAUUUAAUUGCAUAUCGUUUUGAAGGAAGCAGCUUUCUAGAGAAUGUUAAAGAAAACUCAAGAACAAAUGGUGGCAAACGCCGAUUAAGAGAGGCACUUUAUUUUGAGAUAUUAGGAGGUGGAACUUUGAAGGAGCUUGGUGCAAUUAAAAGAAUCAAUAUGAGAAUGGAAAUGCCUCAGCACAAAAGAAUUCUUAUAAUUCUUGAUGAUGUGGACAAAUUAAUCCAAGUAACAGAUUUGCUUGGUGAAUGCAAUUGUUUUGCUUCUGGAAGUAGAAUUAUUAUCACAACAAGAGAUGAAAAAUUACUAUCUACUCUUCAAGAAGAUUAUCAUUUAACCUACUAUAACUACAGGCUCAAGGAAUUAGAUAAACAUGAAUCUCGUGAGCUCUUUUGUCAACAUGCAUUCAAAGAAAACAAGCCUAAGAAAGGUUAUUCAGAACUCGUAGACCAAUUUUUAAGCUACACUAAAGGUCUUCCAUUAGCUUUGAAAAUAAUAGGCUCUCAUUUGUAUCCAAGAAAUGAUAUACACUAUUGGAAAAGUGAAUUAGAGAAGUACGAAAGAUCUCUUCAUCCAAAUAUUCUAGAAGUACUCAAAAUAAGCUACGAUGGACUGGACCAAACUCAGCAGCAUAUUUUCCUUGAUAUUGCAUGUUUUCUCAAGGGAUUACACAAGGAUGUUGUCGAGCAUAUACUAAACAGUUGCAUUUCUUAUGACCCAUAUUCUGAUAUUGAAAAACUUAAAGAUAAGGAUCUCAUAUUUGUUGAUAAAUAUGGCAAAUUAUCGAUGCAUGACUUGAUGCAACAAAUGGGUUUGGAAAUUAUCAAACAAGAAUCAGAAGUAUCAAAGAAACACAAAAGGUUAUUGUGUUAUGAUGAUGCUUCCGAACUACCAAAUACGGGAUUAGAAGAAGUUGAAGGCAUAACAUUGUGCUUACCACAACCAAGAAACAUGCAAAUAGAUUUUGGAAGGAUGAAAAAACUCAAAUACUUGACUGUUCGUAAUUUAAUUUGUGAAGAUGUUAUGUAUCUUCCAAAUGAGUUAAGAUUAAUUGAUUGGAAUGGAUUUCCUUUACCUUCCUUGCCAGCCACCGUUAAUCUUCAAAAACUUGUUGCACUUAAAGUGCCAGGAAGCCACAUUAAAUUGGAUGGGCAUUUUGAGAGAUGCCGGCUCGCAGCUUUGAAACAUAUAGAUUUAACUGACUGUAAAAACGUUACCAAAUUACCUGAUUUAUCCGUGAUUGCCCCAAACAUAAAGAGGCUGGAACUUGAAAGAUGUGAAAAUUUAGUUGAGAUUCAUCAGUCUAUUGGACUUCUCGAAGUGCUUGAAUAUUGGAGUCUCAGAGGAUGCAAAAAUCUUAAAAUUAUUCCAAGAAUUCUCAAGUUGAAAUCUCUUCAAUCUUUUUUACUUGAAGGCUGUGAAAGUCUUGGGAAGUUCCCCAAUAUUGGGCGAAGUACGGAAACAUUAGCUCUGCCUUCGUCAAUUGGAAAUCUCACUAGCCUUCGUUCGUUAGCCAUCUAUUUUAAAAACCUUAAUUUUCUUCCAAGUUGCUUGUCUGCAUUACCAAAUCUUACUCUCCUAUGUAUGUUUAAUUUUGAAAAUUUUCCAAAGAACCUGGAUAUUCCUGAUUGCUUCCCCAAAUUGGAACAUUUAUUUGUUACGCUCAGCAACAUUACUACCCUCCCGGACAUCUCUAGUAGAUUUCCUCAAUUAAAGAGUCUUUAUAUUUACAACUGCUGUAAUCUUCAGGAAAUUCCAAAACUUCCAUCAUGUACGGGUAAAGUAGAAGUAACAGGAUGCAAAUCUUUGGAUUCACAAUCAAGCAGAAGAUUAUUAAGUCAGUUUGCAGAAAAGGUAGGGCUUCCACGGAAUAUUGUAUGUCCAAGGGGAUCAUCGCACCGGGACUAUGCAUCUGAAACUGAAUUUGCUCAUAAAAAGGGGUUUUCAUUUAAAAUUGAUGGAAGCGUGUUAAUUCAAGGAAGUAAGAUUCCAAAAUGGUUCAAUCAUCAAAUUGGUGGAAGUUCCAUAUCAUUCUCGGUCAGUCGGAAACUUCUUCCAUCAUUUGCUUUCUGUGUUGUUAUACAAGUGCAAUCGAAGGAUAGGUAUAAGUAUCUUAUAUCAUGUGACUAUGCUAUCAACAUUUUCGUUGAUGGUUAUAAAGGAUUGCGCUCACGUACUAUUGGAUUUUUUCCAACUCCACCACCAUCAUCAUCAUCUUAUUCUUAUCUAUGGGUAUUCUAUAUAAGGGAUAGUUCAUUGAAAGGCAUAAUUCUAAAUGGGCGGACUGACGUUAAGCUUCAAUUUGAAUUUUCAAAUAAUAAUCCAGAAAUAGCCGAAAUUACCGUAGAAAAGUGUGGGGUCCAUGUAGCAUGCACAUGUUCUCCUCAGAACUCCGCAUCAGAUAUGGUGGCCUGCAUAAGAAUGCAUGAAAGAAUAAAAGUGAGUUUUGAUGAAAGAUUAAAGAUUUUUUUAUCCAGAGUGGCUGCAGAUGUCCUCCCCUUUAAGCAGAAGCUGGAUGGAUGCCCUCUUUGUGAAAUAGCAGAAGAUUCAGUUUUACAUCUAUUUCAGUGUUGUCCCUAUGCGAAAGGAUUGUGGUAUGGUGGUAGAUGGGGUUUUAGAGUAGAAAUGAUCCAAGCUCAAUCUAUAAGGGAAUUCGUUGAACAUAUAAUUGAACCCCCAAAGGAAUUACUUGCAGAAAGAGUGAACAAAGAUGAAUUCACACUGUAUGCAGUAUUGGCUAUGAAUAUUCUUUUGGAUGCACGGGAGGAUGCCUUGUUUUCAAGCUCUAUAGACAGCAUAAACCAGCUAGUGCACCGUCUUAACAAUCAGUAUGACUCUUACGUGAGAUCACUUGAAGGGCAAAACAGGGGAAGGGCUUGGUUCAAGCCACCUGACCGAUGGGUAAAGCUUAAUUUUGAUGGGUCAUAUGACCAAAGAAUGUAGGCUUGGCUGCAAUUCUCAAAGAUGAACGUGGGAAUGGCAGAGCAAUCAGACGUGGCAUAAACAUCAACGGCAAGAUGGGCAAUGCCAUUGGCCAAACAGGACAGACUUGAGCAAGUUAUGAUAGAGAGUAUAAAGCUUGUUGUUGACCAUUUCUCUUUGGGUUGCUCUGCUUGAAUUUUGUCAUCAUAUUCUGAGCCAACAGAAAGUGACACAGCUAGCUUCAUCAACUUCAUUGCAAGCCCGGUUGGGAAUGGAAGAACAUAAUGAAGGAAAUUUCAGCUUUAUGUAUGGGGUUCACUAAUUGUGUAGCCCACAGCCUUAUAAGAUGGGGUCUGGGGUCGAAUCACUCUAGUCUGAUUUUGCCUGUAAACUUUCAAAAAACGGCCAAGAUGGCCUUGACCUCUUAUGCUGCAUGUAGGAUGCUGACUUCAAUACAUAUCUACUUUCAAAGAAAUGAGAACCUCUUGAUUUAACUUCUAAGAAUAUGUCAAGGUGUCCAUACUCUGCCAACGAUGAGUCUUCACCCAUUAAUCCAUCAAUGGUGAUCUUUGAGUCGCCCUCAAGAACAAUGGAUGAUAACCCAAGAUCUUUAGCAAACUGAAGGGCUUUCUUUGCUGCAAUUACUUCUACUGCAGUGACCGAAAAGGGAAGCUGAAAACUCUCUGCCCAUGGAUGCUACGACUCUACCAUUCUCAUUUCGGACAAUAACUCCAGCACCAGCAAGAUUAUCAUCUCUAAACAUUGAACCAACAAAAUUUACCUUGAGUUUCGGCCAAGGUCCGGGUUUCCAGAUAAGAUGAGGUGGAGUCUGGCUAGGUUGGUCAGGUGGUCAUGGAGGAAUGGUUCGGACAAAGGAAGCUCUGGCAUUUGCUUGGAUCUAUGCUUUAUGCUUUGAGUUUCAAGGCUGUUUAGCAGUAAGAACCAAAUUAGCAUUGAGGGAAGCAUGAAUCUUCAACAACACUGCAUUCCUACUAAAGCUUAGAGCCAUGCGACACCGUUUCAUUUAAUGAAAGAAUGAUUUAAGAGAACAAUGCCAUUUCAGUCUUGGAUAUUAAUUAACUUAUAACAUGUGAGAUCCAUGCGUACUAACUAACUCUAAGAUUACUGUUUCAGUCUCUAAUAGUUUGUUAGAUCUGUAAGUGACUCUAAUCCUAUAGACAACUAUAUAAAAAUGAAUCUAACAUAGUUUCUGAGCUAAUAUAAUCAUUUAGAUAUUUUCUUUUAUAUUUCCUUAUUCCUUCGUUGAAUCUCACAUGGUAGUAGAGCCUUCAGAAUUCUCUUUGGUGGUUGGAAUCAACAAUGCUAGUGAUGUUUGGAAUACUUUGGAGCAACGAUUCGCUUCAACUUCGAGGGCUAAUAUUUUGAAUUUGAAGAUUGAACUACAAAAUAUAAAAAAGGCACUGAAACUAUCAAUGGAUUCUUACAGAGAAUUAAAGCUGUAAGAGAUCGAUUACUAGCAGUUGGUGUUACAGUGGAUAACUAAGAGUUAAUCUGCAUAGUCCUCAGAGGCUUGCCUAAGGGGUAUGCUCACUUUUCUUCUGCAAUCAAGACUCAAUGUUAAUCAUUCAUAUGAAAAAACUCUGAUUGAAACGCCGAAGGAAAUUUGCAUUCUAUGGCAAUGUAUGCCUCAUCAAACUAGAAGCAAAAUUUGAAUCAUUCACAGGCACAGAUGUGUUUGAGUUCAGGAGGAAUUCAAGGUCGAGAAAGAAAUUCACAUAACCAUGGUAGAGGAGGAAGGUUCAUAUAGUCUCAUGGUCAAAUGCGCUGAGCUGAUUGUUUCCCUGGAGAGAAUCCCAACUGAUGUUGGCAAAGACACCAUUUUUCGGAAUAUUUCUGGAUAGCUGGUUUUCAGAAAUGUCCAUGAUGUCAAACUGUCUCAAAUGGCCAAAUUCGUUGGGCAGAGAACUGCUUAAAGAGUUAUUUGCCAACAGCAAAAAUUUUAGCUGGGAAGCUAAAAAAAUUUGCUUUGGAAUGCUUCCAUUGAGUGCUGUCCUUGCUAGAACAAGCAUCUCUAAUCACUGGCAUGUUGCUAUACUCAUGGGAAUUCUACCAGAUAACCAAUUGUUUGUCAUGUCGAGCUCAUAUAACUGUGUAAAAUUGCUAAAGAUAUCCUGAAUUUCUCCAGAGAACAAGUUGUCAGUAACCAUAACUCUUUCUAGUUUCUGAUGUUUUCCAAUGGAGUUUGGUAUUUUGCCUUUGAAAAAAACUUUUCUCAGUUGAUAAGUACACAAGGUUUUGAUACUUUUCCAAUCUUUGAAUAAAUGUUGGAGAUUGACAGAGAGAUUUGCAACAGAAGGGGGAAGUUCAUCAGCUGAUUGGUUAGAAUUCAGAUGGAUUUCCCUUAGCAGGGUACAGUUUGUAAGGGAAUCAAAUACUUGGUAAUUGAGCUUUGUUGUAGAAGAUAAACUGUUCCCACCAAGGAGUAACUGGACAAGGUGUUUCAAGUCACCAAGUAAAGGAAUAUGCCCGGUGAAAUUAUUUGAAGAGUUCAAUAUUUGAAGCGUUGGAUAAAGAACUUGGUAUUGGUCCUUCAGAAGAUUGCAUUAGUUUAAAAGAAUUAAGUCAUAUUAAAAAUAUAAA